Molecule: messenger RNA, 1323 nt
Organism: Pogoniulus pusillus (Red-fronted tinkerbird)
Lineage: Eukaryota; Metazoa; Chordata; Aves; Piciformes; Lybiidae
Gene: VTI1B
Product: vesicle transport through interaction with t-SNAREs 1B
Exons: 6
Coding region: 120-1064 (314 amino acids)
Biological process (GO): vesicle fusion with Golgi apparatus; macroautophagy; regulation of protein localization to plasma membrane
Cellular component (GO): Golgi apparatus; ER to Golgi transport vesicle membrane; endoplasmic reticulum membrane
Molecular function (GO): SNAP receptor activity; SNARE binding
Source: RefSeq, a predicted model, not a curated record
CGCGCGGUGCCGCAGCCGCGGGCGCUGCUGCCUGCGCCCCGGGGAGACUACACCUCCCGGCAGGCAGUGCGCGCCCGGGGCCACGGUCCCCUCCUUGCGGCGGCCCGGGGCAGCGCCUGAUGCGCCUUGGCGCAAACGGCGGUCCCGUCUCGAGGCGUGUGGCCACCCGCUCACCCGGGGAGCAGGCGGCGCGGACUGGCCGCGCUGCCGCCGCCCCGGGCCGGUUUUGCGAUCGGGCGGCUCGGCGGGCGCCUCGGUGCGCGGGUGGGAGGCCGAGCCGCCGCAGAUGGCGGAAGUGCCUCGCCGAGGAGGCGAAGGGGCAGGGGGAAGCAGCAGCUGAGCGCGGUGGCAGGGGGCGGUCAGCCAUGGCGGGCCGUGGCUCCGCGUCCUCGGAGCACCUGGAGCGGCUGCACGAGAUCUUCCGGGGGCUGCACGGAGACCUGCGGGGCGUCCCCGAGCGGCUGCGGGGCAGCGCGGCCGAGGAGAAGAAAAAACUCGUUCGAGAAUUUGAUGAGAAGCAACGGGAAGCAAAUGAAACGCUGCAGGAAAUGGAGGAAGAACUGAAGUAUGCUCCUCUGCCUUUCCGCAACCAAAUGAUGAGCAAAAUCCGGGCGUACAGGAGAGACCUCUCCAUGUUCCAGAGGGAGAUGAAAAGCACGGAUCUGGGACUGGGGCCUGGAAGUCAAAGUGAUAUAAAAUACGGCAUUUUCUCCACAGAAAAUGAACAGAGUACUAAUCUGCAGUCUCAGAGGGUGCUGCUUCUCCAGGGAACAGACAGCCUGAACCGAGCCAGUCAGAGCAUUGAGCGCUCCCACCGCAUUGCUGCCGAAACAGAUCAGAUUGGCACCGAUAUCAUCGAAGAGCUUGGGGAGCAGCGGGAGCAACUGGAACGCAGCAGGAGCAGGCUGGUGAAUACAAGUGAGAACUUGAGCAAGAGUCGCAAGAUCCUACGUUCUAUGUCCAGGAGAAUUACCACUAAUAAGUUGCUGCUGUCCAUCAUCAUCAUCCUGGAACUUGCCAUCCUAGGAGGUGUGGUCUACUACAAGUUCUUUCGCAGCAAAUGAAUCUUUGACUGAGAAGAGCUUUUCACUUUUAAGGAACCAGGCAGGGUUGGCUGUUGCCACUGACUGAGGACUGAACUGUCUCCUGAGACAUCAUGUUAAACUGGAAGUGUACUGACACUAGAAAGACAGAAUGGGAUUAAAAGGAAAAUGCAGAGAGACGUGAAGUACUGGUAAGAUUAAUAACAAGGCAGUAAAUAUUUUGCCUGAAUUUGUAUAUACUUAACUACAUGAAUAAAUCUUGGUAACAAAGUGGCCACCA